Laccaria bicolor S238N-H82 is the source of this 966-nucleotide messenger RNA. RefSeq lists its product as uncharacterized. The coding region runs from base 1 to 825 and encodes 274 amino acids. Gene Ontology annotation, molecular function: mRNA binding. Lineage: Eukaryota; Fungi; Basidiomycota; Agaricomycetes; Agaricales; Hydnangiaceae. Gene Ontology annotation, biological process: mRNA export from nucleus. The record is from RefSeq and is a predicted model, not a curated record. Gene Ontology annotation, cellular component: nucleus. The transcript is spliced from 3 exons.
AUGGCGUCCCUACUCGAGCGAAUGAACGUUCCUACUUCUACUGGCCCUAUUCGUUCAAAACCUCAUCCAGGUCGCCCCACUGCUCCAUAUAACCGCAACAACCGCAUCCCCAAAGGCGACGUCGACGCCAAUUGGUCCCAUGAUCUCUUCGAGCAGCACAACUCACUCUCAGCCCGACUAUCCAAUCAACCCAGCGCCCCCAAAGCAAAUAUCAACUCCAUCGCACAAAAAGCCCUUCGGGACGCGACAGGCUCAAUACAGGCAGAACAACUAUCCAUCAAAGGCGCCAGUUCCGCCUCGCAGGGCAACGUCGUCGAGGUAUCCGGUUUAGUUAGUGGGACAACUGCAGAGGAUGUGGCAGCCAUUUUCAAACGCUGUGGGACCAUCACCACCGCCAAGUUGGUAUCCGCUGGAAAUGAAGACGUGCGGAUUCGGUUAACAUUCAAAACACCCACCUCUGCCGCUGCCGCAGUCACAAAAUUCCACAAUCAACCUGCUGAUGGGAAGACUCUUUCUGUGAGGAUCGUGGGGAACACAACUGCGGGGACUAUGCUGGGAGCUAGGCUAGGAGGCGCAGAUGGGUUGGGUCUUGUAAGGGAGGAGGGAAGCGUUGAUAUUCUGAUGGAUGUCGAUGGAGAUAGCAGCUCGAAAAUGCGGUCAGAUUCUUUGAUCAAGGAGGAUCCACGCGCACACGUUCUAGUUGCGCCCCCUGGAGCCAAUCCGGCAGAUUACACACAACGUCAAUCGGAAGCGCGUGGCGGUGGUGGUAACCGAAGAGGCGGUGGUCGUGGACGAGGUGGCCGACGAGGCGGCGGUAGACGUUGAGGGAGGUUGGCUUGCAGCGCUUGGUUCUGUAAUACUUUUCUUCCGUUUUGGCCGACGGACGCUGUUGCUACCUUUUUGUACUAUUGGGCUUGAGUCUUCCAUUCUUUAGGAGAUGCUUAAUCUAUUAUACUCCCUUCUCUC